AUAAGUAAUGUGUGAGCAUCGGCAGAGUGCUAGUCUUAUACCACUCAUUAGUCGUUAACUAUACUGCUAUUAUAGUGAAGAAUAAUAUUGUAGACUUUAAAUUGUAAUAUCAAUUGUUAGUACAUUUAUAUUAAAACAAUUUAAAUUAAAUCAUGACUUCGUUACUUCAAUCUAUAAUAUUUCGUCUUAAACUGGCACAAGUAAUUUUUUCUUUUGGAAGUAUUAUACCAGUGUUCGCUGAAACAAAUGUUACAUAUAACCAGUUCACUUCAGAUUUCGCGUACCUAACGCUAUACAGUUACCUGGGAAUUGGUAUAAUCACUCUGGUGAGCUUAUGUAUAGCAGAACCAGUCUCCGACAAAUUGGCUCUAUACUCAUCGGGCCUGGCCGUGGUCCUGCACCUGAUAUCGACGUUUUUCAUCUUGAAAGACGUGUUUGGCUACAAUGAGCUAUGGGUAUUGCGGGCCAUCAGCGGACUGUGCACUGGAGCGAAUACCGUGGCCUACGGAUGGGAAGUGUUGUUCUCGACGAAAUUUAUACAUCACUGAUGCGAUGACGGCAUUAUGCCGUUGAAGAAACGACGAUCGGUCGAAAAAUGAAUAUACUUACAAUACCUAGGUAUCUUUUUUUGCCCUCUCCUAUACUAAAUUAUUUAAUUCUCUGUCGCCAUACAUUGCAUAUGUGUAUGUAAGAGAGAAUAUAUGCAUCGCUAUUGUAUUUGUACAGGUAUACCAAUAUAUAUGUAAUAUAUAUACUAUUUCUAAUAAAUUAUCUUAUAAUGAU
Molecule: messenger RNA, 783 nt
Organism: Myzus persicae (green peach aphid)
Lineage: Eukaryota; Metazoa; Arthropoda; Insecta; Hemiptera; Aphididae
Exons: 3
Coding region: 153-548 (131 amino acids)
Source: RefSeq, a predicted model, not a curated record